AUGAGCUUCAAGAGUCAGACGUCCGUCGCGCCGCGAGUGCUGACGUCAUCAUGGCGCGUGUCGUGGUCGCUCUUCCUACUCCUAGCCGUCGCGCUCUUCGUCCUUGCAGACGUCCUCGUUAUAAGAUACAGCUGCUCCGGCUAUUCCCCACCAUGGAGAAGGAGUAGUAGUGAAUCCAAGUUCGUAAAGCUGCCAGUUGAAGCAACCGCCGCCGAGAUCGGACCGUUGGCCGGCGGCGCGGACCGGCAAGGGAUGAUGGACGAGCCGGCGGACCUGCGAGAAAUGGACGAGGCGGCGAACCUCGGGAUCAGCGAAGAGGCGAACGCGCGAGAAAUGGAUGAGGCGGACACGCGAGGAGUGGACGAGAGGGGUGCAGAUCGGUUGCGGUACCCGGGCAGGAAGCGCGUGCUGGGGUUCGUCGGGGUGCAGACUGGUUUCAAAAACCGCAGGAAACGCGCACUGCUCCGCGAGACGUGGUUCCCCGGCACACCCGAGGAGCACGCGCG
Messenger RNA from Closterium sp. Naga37s-1, 506 nucleotides. The record is from the annotation of a GenBank genome assembly. NCBI's taxonomy places the organism in Eukaryota, Viridiplantae, Streptophyta, Zygnematophyceae, Desmidiales, Closteriaceae.